GUUUGUGGUUCUAACGCUGUCUUUUAAACGGUGGCUGUGUCUCUCUGUCGGGCAGUGGAUUAUGUGGAGGCGUGUGCGUGACAGCAAACUUCACAUCUCACGUUUCGGGCUUUGAAUGCUUACAGAACAGCCUUUUGGAAAUUCAAUCUAAACUUUUUGAGAAGAUGGAUAACAAGGAGGAAUCAAACAGUUGUCCCUUCAGCGUCUUGACUUGGGAGCAGGUGAGCCGGCUCAAUGAAGUUCUGACUGAGGUCGUGCCCGUUCAUGGACGGGGGAACUUUCCUACUUUGGAGGUGCAGCUGAAUGAUAUUGUGGCUCGGGUGCGCUCCCGCCUUGAGCUCAGCGGCAUUAAGGUGAAGGACGUACGGCUUAAUGGCUCCACAGCCAGCCACGUGCUGGUGCAAGAUAUUGGCUGGAGCUACAAGGACCUGGACGUCAUCUUCAGGGUGGACUUGCCACGUGAGGCUGAGUUCAAGCUCAUCAAGGAUGUUGUGCUCAGUACCCUGCUGGACUUUCUGCCUGAGGGUGUGAACAAAGAGAAAAUUACACCGAUGACCCUCAAAGAGGCCUACGUGCAGAAGCUAGUCAAAGUGAACACAGAGCAGGACCGCUGGAGCCUCAUCUCCCUCUCCAACAAUAAUGGCCGUAACGUGGAGCUGAAGUUUGUGGACUCAAUACGUCGGCAGUUUGAGUUCAGUGUGGACUCUUUUCAGAUUGUGCUGGACUCCAUGCUCUCCUUCUAUGAGGUGGAGCAGGCACCCAUGUCAGAGGCCUUUCACCCCACUGUUGGCGGGGAAAGCAUGUAUGGAGACUUCAACACUGCGCUGAGCCACCUGCGAAACAAGCUCAUUGCCACCAAGCGGCCUGAGGAGAUCCGAGGCGGUGGCCUGCUGAAGUACUGCAACCUGCUGGUGAGGGACUUCCAGCCUGCCAGCGAGGAGGAAUUCAAGGGCCUGGAGCGAUAUAUGUGCUCACGCUUCUUCAUUGACUUUCCUGACAUAGGAGAGCAGCAGCGUAAGGUGGAAUCCUACCUCCAGAGCCACUUUGUUGGCGAGGAGAAGAGCAAAUACGACUACCUCAUGAUUCUCCGGCGAGUGGUUAACGAGAGCACGGUGUGCCUCAUGGGUCACGAGCGGCGGCAGACCCUUCACCUCAUCUCGCUGAUGGCCUUCCGAGUCCUGGCGGAGCAGAACGCGAUCCCCGACGCGUCCUGCGUCACCUGCUAUUACCAGCCAGCGCCUUAUGUCCGGGACCACAACUUCAGCAACUACUAUGUGGCCAACCAGAACAUUCCAACAUGGCUGCCGUGUAACUGACGAGACAAACGACUUGGGAUGAGCAAGAUGGCGUCGCUGCUGCUUUUGAGAAGAGAAGGAAUGAAAUUAAGAAAAAAAAAAAAAAACAUAAAAAAAUGUUUGGCAAUAAAUAAUUUGUUCCUCUCAAGGCACAAUUAUAUUUAAUUGGACGAGCGUUUUGCUUUUGUUUUCUCAUUCCUUUACCGACAGAAGUGUCUAGGUCAUUGAAUAGAAAGUGAUAUUUUUAAGUGUUUUGAUUUUGUUUUUUCUUUUUCUCUCAUGUUUGGUUGUUUCACUGUUUAUCAAUCCCAUUCUUAAUGGAGUUGCAUUUUGUGCCUUAACCUCCAGGUUUACCCCAUCAGUAAUUUAAGUAUGGGCUGUGAUUUGGAGAAAGGAAAGAGGAGCUAAUGCCGUAGCCUUACAUUUGGUUUUCAUCUUGAUUUAAAAAGAAAAAGGUUGGAAAAAAAGUUGAUAAAAAAUGCAUAAAAUAUUGAAAAAUAGUAUUAUUGUAUUAUUGGGGAAAAAGUAACAAUGGGUGACUGCCAAAAAAAAAAAAGGGGGGGGGAGAGAGAAAGCUCAUCACCGGUGUUAAAGUUUACUGUGGAGGGAGAAAAGGUGGUACACUAAUAUCCUGUCAGAAAUCAGCGGGAAGCGAGGAGUCGAUUUGUUUUAAUUCAUUUUGACAUGUAAAUAUUUCUGAGACAUCUGUGCCAGCGGUGCCUGUGAUUUGUAAAUGAUGCAAAAGAGAAAAAAAAAAAUAGAAGUAUUUUUUUAUUUUUCCACUGUGAAUUUCAACAUAAGAUUGGCUCCCCUCCCUCCCCCUUGUUUCCUCAGCCUUGUACCUUUCAGUCAAGACUGGCUUCGAGUGGAACUCUCAGACAGCGUAGGCCUCAAAUACAUGACCUCACUACUUUCCCUGUCUUUUAAGUCCAAAAGCCUUGCCAUUGACCUCAGCAUGCCACGGCCCCUGGGUUAUUGUGGGAGGCAAAUGGACAGGACUGAGCCUGGUGGGGGGGGUUUAGAGAAUGUGCUUGGCUGGGAGUCCCGGAUUGACAGGCUAGUUGUCUCUUCCCUUAAAAGGAGCAGCACAUGGAGGGGCCCGAAGGGUUGUCCCUCACAGCUACUGCAUGCUCGACAGCAGCCCUGAAAUGGGAGCCACCUCUGACGCAGCUCGGUGCCUCUCCAAUUACUCUUAGUCUAUAAUUAUCAUCCUUCUCUUUUUUUGUCCUGGGGUUAGCUACCUUUGAAGCAGGGAGCUGGAGCCUGGUUGUGUGAUCUGCAGCAGCCCUACCACCUUACAUAUCUGGCAGCUGAAUCACUUCCUGUCCUCAUCUGUUGCCUGAUGGGACACGGAGCGUUUUGAACCCCUUUUGUGGUCAUGGGGAGGGCAGACAACAUGCCUGCUAGUGGGAUACCAUUCCCCCUUUCAGACCUGGAAUUUCAUCAGUGUGGAAGCUACGACCAAAACGGCAGCAGAGAUGAAGUCGCCGCUCCAAACCUAUGAAUUUCUAUUUGUAGCCAAGCCUAAUAUUAGCUGUUAAUUUCUGAACACCUGAACACACUGAUGACCUAAGCUGGAAGUAUUUCUGGCCACCACUGCUCCUGUUGGUUUUCCUGACAUCACAGCAGCCAAGUUUGAGAGGAUUUCCUCAUGAAUUUGUUCCCCCAAAUGCACUGAGUUUCUCAGAAGUUCGGCUCCCUGUAUUGCUGCUGCUGAUCUCACUGUGGCUUGUGUUGGUACGAGAUAACCACAGACUUAUCUGGUUGGCUCAUAAUGUCGGGGUUGAUAGAACAAUUGAGGGAGAUCAGUUUGGUCUGGCUGCAGGUCACAUUUGAGGGGCAGGUUGUGCCGUGUCAGCUUAGCUGCAGCGUGUUUUUGUUUUUGUUUUUUUUUAAACUUCUUUUAAGAACAUGCUCUUGGACCAAAAGUCUGCUUUACAACCAGCAACUGAAGCACUCAAGUGCCUGUCACUUUGUGGAGAGUUGAUCUUUUUAAAAGGUUUUUUAAUGGUGGUCAUAAAGGGGGAAAGGUUAGCAAAAGUUUUCUUUCAGCCUGUGAAGCUUUGAUAUAAAACUGUCUGUAUUAGAUAAAAGUUUAUAAGGUGAAUGUGCAUAUUUUUGGUUGAGGAGCAAAGUAAUUUUGUUUUGACUUUAAAAUUUGAGGGAUUUUUUUUUUCCUAUUAAGAUUAUUUUUCUUUAACAUUAGUUUGUCCCAAACCUUAUUUUGUCUUUAAAAUCUGCAGUCAUUCCCAUGACAGCCAUCUGAGCCUCUUGAUCUUAGUUUUUUUUUUUUUUUUUUUUUUUUUUUUGUUAUAAGUUUGGGCCGUCAUGUCGCUGUAGUCAUGUUGACCUCUGUCUUGCCCAAAUGCAUUCUGUAAUCUGACAUUUUGAGAUUUUUUUUUUUUUUUUUUUUUCCUAACAGGUGCUGUAUAUUUACACCUUUCAACUGAAUAAUCUUUCCAGCAUUUGCCUAGGACUGUAUUCUCUAAAACAGCUGGGCUAAUUCAGUUUGUCUGACUGUUCUGUUCCCCAUCCGAAGCACGAAAUACUUAAAGUGCACUGACGAUCUGUACGGUGGCACAGUAGCUGGAGGUCACAGAGUAAAGACCCCCUCCCACACUGGUGGAACACUUUAAAGAGGCCUUGGUCAGUUGCUGUGUGAGCCGUGCUGGUCCUCAGGGACUGCAUGUUUUUGAAGACAGUUUUGUCCCCUUCAUAUUUUGUUUUUCUUUUAAAUUUAUGAGAGCAAAUUGGUUUAAUCUGCCCUUGAUCCUGAGAUGCCCCCUCCCACCUCUCUUCAUUUUUCGUCUUUCCUUUGUUGUAAUCCUGACUCUCCCUCUGCUCACCCUUACUACAGGCUCUUCCUAGAUAAGGUGGAGGUAGGCUGCAGACUUCAGCUCGUUACACCCCGACAGCAGCCCUGCUUUUUAUCUUUACACCCAUUCGCUCCAAAAUGUUAUCGUUACUCAGAGGCUCUCCUAGGUUUGUGCCAAAAGCUGUAUUUUUAGUGGUGUUCUCCUAACCCUGAGACGUCGUCUCUGAAAGCUCGGUGACAGAACAUUGACUCUCAGGCUAAAAUCCUUUUUUUCCUAGUGGAUUAUGGUCUUUGAAGUAAUGAUGAGGCUUGGAGCAACAUGCAGAGCCAGCUGCUGCUCACAGUUGGAGUUUGAAGCCUGCUGUGGUGAAAACCAGCCUCUUCUUAGGCUUUUUGUUGAUGUCGCUCACCAACAGCUGUUAAGAGCGAGGUCAAAGAGACUGCGAGCAAAUUUGCAUUUUCCUAGAAAGUUGAUAGCAGUCUGGAAUACUAGUCCAGUGCCCUUUUUUUUUUUUUUUUUUUUUUUUUUUUUUUUUUUCCCCCCCCAAUCCUCCUUUGCCCCACCCUGCUUUCACAUGUUUACGGUUAUUGUGGCUUUCUCUGAUGACUAUGCCCGAGCUUUUGCGGGGCUUGUGUCUAACCCUUUCCUUUACUGGGCUGACGUAUGUCUGAACUCUCUGUGAAUGGAAAGGGAAUAUUGUAGUUUGCAUUUAUUUUCUGGCCACUUUUUUCUGCUGUAAACUUGCCAGUGUUUCUUUCACACCACCUUGAGUUGGCUCACAUGUUUGGGCUGCUGUUAAUUGGUACAGCGUUUUUCUUUUUCCCCCCCUUAUGACACCUGUAGCUGUAUCCUUUGCUAGAGGGGAGAUGCAGAUGAGAUAUUUAGUGGUUAUACUUGUAUAAAGUGCAAGUCUUAUGCCAUAGGAAUGUGAUAGAAGCUGUCCUACAGUUUCUGUAUGACGAUGAUUUAUUUUGUUUGCAGCAGAAACAGAUGUGUGUUUACGUUAACAUGUGGUGGAGCGUGUUUGUUUGCGCCUGUGUGAAGGGAUGCCUGUGGUAACACAAGUUGAAUGGGGGGGGGAAAAAAAGUGGGGAAAAUAUGAACUUUGUCGCACUAUAUAUAUAUUUUUGGAAAUAGUUAAUGCAGAAGAGCUUUUGUCAGCUUCGUGAUUGUGACUUUGAUGGUUACAACCAUUAAACUAUUUCAUUUUUCAGCACUUUUACCUCACUAGAGUUUUUUUUUCUCCUUUGAAUGGAAAUGUACAUGUACAUCAGGAAAAUGUGUUUGAAGAAGAAAUAAUGAAUAAAGAGUAUUCAAUGCAA
This is a messenger RNA of Maylandia zebra (zebra mbuna), 5433 nucleotides long. It is a transcript of the gene tent5c, whose product is annotated as terminal nucleotidyltransferase 5C. The record is from RefSeq and is a predicted model, not a curated record. Gene Ontology annotation, molecular function: RNA binding; poly(A) RNA polymerase activity. Gene Ontology annotation, biological process: mRNA stabilization. NCBI's taxonomy places the organism in Eukaryota, Metazoa, Chordata, Actinopteri, Cichliformes, Cichlidae.